Molecule: messenger RNA, 837 nt
Organism: Cicer arietinum (chickpea)
Lineage: Eukaryota; Viridiplantae; Streptophyta; Magnoliopsida; Fabales; Fabaceae
Cellular component (GO): chloroplast
Source: RefSeq, a predicted model, not a curated record
CAAUUUUAUGAUUUCAAAAGAAAAGAUAAUAAUUGUCUGUUAAAAUGACGACGGUUCCUGUAUUAGCGGUGCCAAUUUCUGUCCUUCUCCGACGACCUUGUUCUCCUCUUCUAUGUCUAACAACUCAGUCUCACAACCAUCAUUUCUGCAAUCCCAUUUUCUCAAAUUCGUCAAACAAGAAAAUAACCGUAGUAGUGUUUGGUGUGAAUCCCAGUAACUCAAGACAAGAAAAUCCUCUCUUCUUGGACGAAAACAAUACGGUGGUCGAUGACAUGGAUGGUUACCUCAAUAACCUAUCACUUGAAUACGACUCUGUCUGGGACACCAAACCCUCAUGGUGUCAACCUUGGACAAUAACGCUAACAGGGGCGUCAAUUAUUGCCAUUACAUGGUUAAUUUUCCACUCUAUUAUAGUCACUUCAGCCACAUCCUUACUCAUAUGCGCGUGGUGGUACAUCUUUCUAUAUUCUUAUCCUAAGGCAUAUUCAGCGAUGAUUGCUGAGCGCAGAGAAAGGAUUACAGAUGGUGUUGAAGACACAUUUGGUUGUAUGAAGUAGCAGUGAUUUCAGUUAUUCCCCCACUCUUCACUUGUACCCAUCUUUCUUUUUGUUUGUCUCACACCUUGCCUCUACUUGUAUUUUCAUAUUUACUUUAGUUAACACAAUACUAGCUGUUAAUACCUUUAUUCACAAUAUUACUGCUGUAAUUUAGCUUGGAAAUCAUAUGGUGAAGUGUAGGUCUUUUGACAAUUAACACUUCUCUCUCACCCUAUGUAUAUUAUUAUAUCUGAUGCAGUAAAAAUCACUGCAGUCAACAAAUUCAACUGCUAGAAGAAUA